AUGAAGCGCAUAGUGGGAAGCCCGGGGACAUGGAGCGGCAUGGCGCUCCGGGUGUCGCAGUGCGUCUUCGCCGCCGGAUCCGUCUUCGCCAUGUUCUCUGCUUAUGGCUUCUCCAACUACAGCGCCUACUUCUACCUGAACUUUGCUUCGGUGCUGCAGUUUCUGUGGAGUUUGCCCCUUGCUUGUCUGGAUAUCUUUUCUCUCAGGAAUCAAAAGGAUCUUCACGCACCGGCUCGUCUAUUGCUCAUUGUUAUCGUCGACUGGGCCGUGGCGGUUCUCAUGUUCUCAGGAGUUUGUGCCGCCGCCUGCCUGACGAUUUUCUUCAUGAAAGAUGUGAACUUCUGUGAGGGGUUCUCGUGGCUGGCCUGCAAUCAGUUCGCGCUUUCGGUCACUCUGGCAUUCAUCACGUGGUCGCUGCAAGCUGCGUCUUCUUUCUCCGGGUUCUGGCUACUGGUCUCGUUCUUCUAG
Molecule: messenger RNA, 468 nt
Organism: Triticum turgidum subsp. durum (durum wheat)
Lineage: Eukaryota; Viridiplantae; Streptophyta; Magnoliopsida; Poales; Poaceae
Source: the annotation of a GenBank genome assembly